Papaver somniferum (opium poppy) is the source of this 2556-nucleotide messenger RNA. Its product is annotated as AT-hook motif nuclear-localized protein 20-like. Gene Ontology annotation, molecular function: DNA-binding transcription factor activity; minor groove of adenine-thymine-rich DNA binding. The coding region runs from base 821 to 1819 and encodes 332 amino acids. The transcript is spliced from 3 exons. Gene Ontology annotation, cellular component: nucleus. NCBI's taxonomy places the organism in Eukaryota, Viridiplantae, Streptophyta, Magnoliopsida, Ranunculales, Papaveraceae. The record is from RefSeq and is a predicted model, not a curated record.
CUUUCUUUCUAGUUUACUACUAGUACAGAUCCCAUCUCUGGUUUUUCUCUGAUGACAAAACAAAGUUAAGUUAUACACUGUAUUUAAAAAGAUGAGGUCCCUCGUUUUGUCCAGAGAUUGAUUCUCCUCCUCUUUUCCUCUUCCCUCCUAGUACCAUACCAAAAACCAAAAGAUAUCACAAAAACAAGUACACCCACAACAACAUCCAGACCAGAGAUAUCAAUAAACAGAUCAGAGAAGUGUCAAGUGUGUCUUAUGAGUCCUAUGAAGGCUAACUUGUACUUGCCGUAUCUGUAAAGGCAAGCAAAGCUGCUGCAGCUGCUUCUGCUUUCUUUCUUUUUCCAUAUUGCCUGCAAGCAAACAACAACACAUAGCACACAUUUUUGAAACCCUAAUAACUAGCUAGUUGCUAGUUGUUGGUCAUCUCUGCUCAAGUAAUAAAGAGGUCAGAGUAGUACUCUAGUUGUUUCUAUCACUUUACAUGCACUGCUUGUUCUUCUUACUAAAGCAAGCAAAGAGAUAAAAGGGUUGUUUUAACAUUUAAGUUUACAGACAAGUACAGAUCUAUAUACACUCAAUUACAACAUAGAAAUUUUUGGAAAGACACUCAAAAUGUUUUCUGAAUAAGCUGGUGUGUCUGGAUCUUAAUCUAAGCUCCAAAAUAUCUAGAGUUUUCAUUUAUUUUGUACUACUUAGUCAUCAUCACUCAUGCAAGUUGAAGAUCUGUAAUUUUUAAGUCUACAACAACAGUAACAGCAAAAGAACAAAAAACUGAAGCAGUUUCUAAAAUUUCUCAGUUAGCUAGGGUAAGAGGAGAGAAAUGGCGAAUCGGUGGUGGGCUGAAAAUGUUGGGAUGGGAGGGUUUAAUCAAGUUAUAUCAACUCCAUCUUUACAUCUAAGAAACCAAGAAGAUCAUCAUGAUGGUGGUCAUGACCAUGGUGGUUUAGGUAGACUUGGAGGACCAGGUAGAGAUCAUCAAGAACUCAUCAAUACAACUACUGCAACAACAACUACAACAAAUAGUAGCGCUAAUGAUAACCCUGAUGAAGAUGGCGAUAAUGAUCGAGAAGGUGAUGAUCAAAAUCAAAUGGGUGAUGGUGGUAGUGGUGGUCGAAGACCUCGAGGUCGUCCAGCUGGAUCUAAGAACAAACCUAAACCCCCAAUUAUUAUCACUCGUGAAAGUCCUAAUGCUCUUAGAAGCCAUGUUUUAGAGAUCAGUAGUGGAAGUGAUAUUUCAGAAACUAUUUCUACCUUUGCAAGGAGGAGACAAAGGGGUGUAUGUAUUCUUAGUGGUAAUGGGGUUGUUACUAAUGUUACACUUCGGCAACCUACUGCACCUGAUGCUGUUGUGACCCUUCACGGCCGAUUCGAGAUAUUGUCAUUGUCGGGUGCGUUUUUGCCGGCUCCGUCACCACCUGUUGCAACCGGGUUGACUAUAUAUUUAGCUGGUGGGCAAGGGCAGGUUGUUGGUGGAUGUGUGGUUGGAGAAUUGAUUGCUUCUGGUCCGGUAAUGGUGAUAGCUGCAACAUUUACCAAUGCUACUUAUGAAAGGUUGCCUAUUGAAGAUGAACCAACUGGUGAAGGAGGAGCACAGUUACCACAAACUUCGGGGGUAAAUUUGGAAAAUAGUGGUGGUGGUGUUUCUGCAUCUCAACAAUCCCACGGGGGUGGUGGUGGAGGUUUAACUGAACAAUCUUCAAUGCCUCUUUACAAUUUACCACCAAAUCUUCAACAAUCAAAUGGCGUUGGAGGCGGCAGUGGUCAGAUGCCUCAUGAUGUCUAUUGGGUUCCUCCACCUCGCCCACCUCCUUCAUUUUGAUACCUGAAGAGAGUAUGAAUCUUAGCUCUCUAUGAUUCUUAGGGUUUUGUUUCUUUUUGAAUGUUUGUUUGUUCAGGUUAUACUUGCAGUCCUUGUACCAUAUGAGCAAGGUAGUAGUAUUAGUCUUUGAUCAUUUCUUGUUUUCUUAGAGCUUCUUGUAUUGUGAAAUCUAUCUACUGGUUCCAUGAUCAUUAGGGUUUCUUAUUCAUUUGUGUAGCUUGAUUAGUUUUCUUUUCCCUUAGUCCCUUGUCGUUUGUGUGUUAUCCUUGUGGUGGACUAUUAUGCUCCACAUUUUUGUUGCAAAAAGCAAACAGCCGAGAUCAUCUUCAACUCAAGCAAACUGUGGAGUUGGAGACACAAUACUCAAAUCCAUUUGCAAUCUCUUUACAUAGAGAUAAAGAUAGAUGCUAAUUACGGGGAUACUACUGGGUGAUUCAACAUUUUAAGAACUAAAAAUACAAAAAAACAAUGGAACCUCAUAUAGAUUGAUGGAGCAAUAGACUACUACUCGGAGCAGCCAAUUACUAAUCGUCGAAAGCGAAAAUGGGAUAUGAAAAUGUUUGCAGUUGAAAGUAUGGCCAAAGAAUCUGCAUUUAUUGGCCAUCUUACCUAUAUGUUCAUGAUUUUGGAACCACGACCUUUUUCAGGGACUAAAUUAUGUAUUUCCCGCUGCAUCUUAUUUUUAUGUGCAUGAUUUUUUUUUCAACUUUGAUAUUACAUAAUCCAGUAUUGCCUUA